Molecule: messenger RNA, 1728 nt
Organism: Zygosaccharomyces rouxii
Lineage: Eukaryota; Fungi; Ascomycota; Saccharomycetes; Saccharomycetales; Saccharomycetaceae
Gene: TAG1
Product: Tag1p
Exons: 1
Coding region: 1-1728 (575 amino acids)
Source: RefSeq, a predicted model, not a curated record
AUGGUGGACAGUGCUGGUAUGGAAGCUGACAUCGAAACACAACCGCUUUUAGGUUCUUCCCCUUCACGACAAGUGCUUCACAGGGGUAGAAAAUCCAGAAGACGUUACUACACGUUUGGCAUUACCUCCAUUUUGGUCCUGCUAACUUUAGGAGCAUUUGUUUGGAGACCGAUACUCUCUUCACAGGUUGUAGUGGGUAAUGCAGUGCAGGUCUCUAACGUUGAAAUCUCUAAAGUUCACUUAGAUGGAUGGAAUUCAGAGGGUAAUCAGCUGCAGUUGACUACAAACUUGAAUUUUUGGGUAGACUAUGAGGAUUGGAUUGCUGGUAAUCAAUCCCAGCUGUCGCCAUGGCAGAAAGGCUUGAGUCGAUUCGCUAGUGAGAAAUUAGUAAGGACUGCCUGCUUUACAUUGAACAAUAUUACGAAUUAUGAUCAAAAUGGAACUGUAGCUUAUGUGACAGUUAAGGAACCUAUUUGUAUUGAUUUACGACAGGGCCAAAUCACUCCACUACAAUUAACGGUACUUGUGGAACCACGUAUUAGUAACAUAUUCAAAGUGAUUAAAAAAUUGGUUUUACACCAAUACGAUGAUUUGCAAAUUUCCUCUAAAGUGGAUGUUACCAUCGGUAAACGUGUUGCCAUGUUGCACAUACCUUUGGGUAGACUUAAAAAUUUGAAUAUCAAAUGGAAUCAGAUGCAAUCUUAUCUUCGCGGUGCAAGUGAGGUUUUAAACAGGCUACUGAGUAUGGUGAAUGAUGUUAGCAUCCAAGACUUCACCAUGAAAGAUUCCGAAAGUGGAUUUAGUUUUGAUGUAAGUGCUGAUCCACUUAGCAUUCCUACGGGUUUUGAUUGGUUUGGAUGGCCAAUAGAUUCUCAAAUUCCACAAAUUAAUUGGCAGGUAAAAUUACCUGACUGUGCCGACGAAUGUACCAUUGAACUACCAUCACUUACAUGUUUGAGUGAUGCUGUCAAAGUAGAGGAUCCAUUAAAAUUAUCUGCCUUUAUUGAUGUAAAGGGACCGCUACCAGAGAGUUUUCUCACACAAGUUUGCUGGUCAGACGAUGAGAAUGCUGUGACUCCCAUUACCAAUUUUUUAAACAGGUUACUAAACGCAUCGCAGAUGGUUCACAUAGAGGCCCAGGGUUAUCCAAUAACCAAUUCUCAUGAUAAUGAUAACAAUUUUUUAAUACCUCCUGAAACUCUCAAGAUCCUGUUGGAAGAAAUGUCAUUUAUCCCUCUGGCAGCUAAUAUGACGCUAGAUUCGAGAGAUUCUUUGCGAAGGGUCACUAUUGAUGGUCUAAGAAUCAAAUGGACCGCUGGCGGUCAUCGCUUGGUAGUAGCGGGCAAAAUGGUGGCCUUGGUUGGGUUACCUUUUUAUAAGACUAACGGCCAACAUAUGGCCGUAGAUCACAUAAAAGGUGUUAUAAAGCUGUUCCACGAUGACAUACAGUUCCUUGCCGUGCCGAUGAGAGUUUGGACACCAUCGACUUCGAAAAUUCUACACGAUGAGAAGAAACAGACGGUAAUUGAACUUCUAUUAGAUAUUCGUGACGAUGAAGUACAAGUGACAAACAGCAUGGAGCUUACGAGGGUCCUCAACGAAAUCAUUGUUAGAGGACACGCUGAAGUUCAAGUAUCUGCAAGACUCGACCUCCUAGUCAGUACGCCUUUAGGGGAACUAGCUCUUUUAGGUCUAAAAGAGCAGGGAAAUGCGAUCGUAAGGUCUUAA